This is a messenger RNA of Lactuca sativa (garden lettuce), 1663 nucleotides long. RefSeq names its product serine carboxypeptidase-like 13. Gene Ontology annotation, biological process: secondary metabolic process; proteolysis. Gene Ontology annotation, molecular function: acyltransferase activity, transferring groups other than amino-acyl groups; serine-type carboxypeptidase activity. Lineage: Eukaryota; Viridiplantae; Streptophyta; Magnoliopsida; Asterales; Asteraceae. The record is from RefSeq and is a predicted model, not a curated record.
CACGUGCAACUUGAGAUAUCAUAGUAUAAUGGAACCUAGUAUGAGACCAAACAAUAUGAAGCUUUCUUUUAUUUUCGUUUUCACCUUUCACUUCUACUUGAUUGUUUUAUCUUACUCCAAAUCAAUUAUCAAAACAAUUCCAGGAUAUGCAGGAGAUCUUCCUUUUAAACUUGAAACCGGGUAUAUUGGAGUAGGGGAGAACAAAAACGUACAAUUGUUUUAUUACUUUGUCGAGUCAACAAGGAACCCACAAGAAGACCCGCUUAUAUUUUAUAUUCCCGGUGGACCAGGUGCUUCUGCGUUAAUCACAUUCUUAUAUGAAUUAGGUCCACUUAACUUUGAUUUGGAUAAUGAUCUGGACAAUAUCACAUUAAUACUGAAUCCAACCACAUGGACACAGAUGGCCAACAUCAUAUUCGUGGAUAUACCGGCUGGUGCGGGAUUUUCCUAUGCUGAAACAAAAGAUGGAUGGAUUAGCAGCGACAACAUCCUGGCUGAUCAUGCUAAUGCGUUCAUAAAGAAGUUUCUCAAUGAUCAUCCCAAAUUUUUGAAGAAUCCACUUUAUAUAGCAGGGAUUUCAUACAUUGGUAUUGUUGUUCCAAAAAUCACUCUAGACUUGUAUGAAGGUAAUGAGCGUGGGGAUCAACCGACAUUGAAUAUUCAAGGGUAUAUUCUAAUCAGUCCGCUUACUGAUAAGUUCAUGGAUUUCAAUUCAAGACUUGAAUAUGCUCAUCGUAUGGCACUUAUAUCAGAUGAUAUUUAUAAGUCUGCAAUAAAAAAUUGUUAUGGUAACUAUGUGGACAUUGAUACAGCUAACUCAUUAUGUGUAAAUAGUCUGCAUCAAUAUGAGCAAUGCACAUGCCGUAUCAAUAUGGAUAAUAUUUUAGAACCAUUUUGUGACGAAAAUGAUCCAAUGCCAGAUUGUCAAGAAGCUUUUGAAAAGGUUGUAACCAUUUGGGCAAACAAUGACGUUGUACAAAAAUCUCUCAAUAUCCGUCAAGGAAAAACUGGAAGAUUCGAGGAACUCAACAAUACCAUGCAUUACCAACAAGGAAAGAAUGACACAUUUUGUUAUUCUUAUGAUAUUUUUAGCAGUUUUCCCUACCAUAAGAAACUUUCUACUAAAAAUUGUAAAUCGUUAAUCAUGAGUGGUGACCAUGACAUGACAUUUCCGUAUGUUGGCGUAGAGCAUUGGAUUGGUUCUCUCAACCUAAGUGUUGAAAUACCAUGGAACCCUUUUUAUGUUGAUGAUCAAGUUGGGGGAUAUGCAAUGAAAUAUGUACACAACAACUAUUCACUGACAUAUGCUACGGUUAAAGGUGCAGGACAUUUGGUGCCACAUUACAAGCCUAAAGAAACUAUUGUAUUAGUCGAAAGAUGGUUUUCGUCGCAAACUUAUUCAAGUGAUUCUUAAGUGAGAUACCAGGGCGGAUACUAUAUGAUGUGUCAUGAAGCAUAUCAUUCAACAAAAAAAUACAAUGAAAAAACUUGUUAUUAUUAUUUCCAAAUAAAGAUUAAAUCCAAACAAUACAUUAUUUAUAUUAAAUUGGACUAUUUAGAGUUGUGGGUAUUAUGUAUCAAUGUAAAUGACAUAUAAAUUUACAUGAAUAGUCAAAAUGUCAUGUUAAGGUGAACAUUUCAUCAAAAAUAAAGUUGACAUCUA